Molecule: messenger RNA, 1878 nt
Organism: Aspergillus affinis
Lineage: Eukaryota; Fungi; Ascomycota; Eurotiomycetes; Eurotiales; Aspergillaceae
Product: ankyrin repeat domain-containing protein
Exons: 1
Coding region: 1-1878 (625 amino acids)
Molecular function (GO): protein binding
Source: RefSeq, a predicted model, not a curated record
AUGUUAAUUGAGCAGCCGUACGCAUGGGAUAACCCUCUCCGAGGAAAACAAUGCAAUGAAAUCAAAGACGUGAACUUUCGCGAUCCCAAAUACGGCCGAACUCCCUUGUUUUGGGCCGCCGAGGAUAAUCAGACCAAAACAAUCAAGUUUCUCCUCGAAUCGAAAGCCGAUGCCAAUGCCCGAGAUUGUCAUGGUCGAACUUCGUUGUUUUGGGCCGCUAAGAACAAUCAUUUCCUUGCGGUCAAGCUUCUUCUCGAAUCGAAUGCUGACGUCGAUGCCCGGGACCACCAUGACCAGACGCCGCUGUUUUGGGCCGUGGACGAGGAUCAAAUCAAUUCGAUCCAGGUGCUUCUCAAAUGGAAUGCAGAUGUCGAUGCUCGUGAUCAGCAGGGUCAAACACCAUUAUUCUGGGCUGCUCAACGCGGCAAAGUCGGUGCGAUCAAGCUUCUCGGUAAGCGAGGUGCUGAUCUCAAUGCUCGCGACGACGAAGGUCGAACCGCCCUGAUCUUGGCGACCCAGGGCUUUUGUCGUGAGGCUGUCAGCUCUUUACUGGUGGCAGGGGCCAACCCUGAUAUCCAAGACAAAGGCGACGGUCGGACUCCAUUGUCCUGGGCAGCGGAGACAGGCUAUGAGGAGAUGGUGAAGAUAAUGUUGGAGGGCAACGCCACGGUCGACGCAGCAGAUGAAUCUCGUCGAACUCCAUUGAUGUGGGCCGCGAUGAAGGGCCAUGCUAAAGCUGUUAUGAUUCUUCUACAAAAGAACGCAAACGCUAAGUUGGAAGACAUUGACAAUCGGACAGCGCUUUCAUGGGCUACGGAACAUGGACACAAGCAUGUCAUUCAAUUGUUGGAGAGACAUUUUGCUCAGGAGAAAGAAAAUACCCUACCUCUCCGUCCGACAUCAAAUAUCUCUAGUAUUGAUGCAUUGCAAGACUCAUCUCUGACUGGAACAUCCUCCGAGGACCUCAUUCACCUUGGUAGCCUGUUGUUAUCGGCAAUCGAGGACAACAAUGAGGAUGAAGCCCAACGUCUCAUCCGAGAAGGGGCUAGCUUGAAUUCACAAGACGACAACGGAAUGAUAGCGCUUUCCAAUGCCGCAAGGCUUGGACAGUUGAACACAGUAAAACUUCUGCUGUCAAGGGGCGCAGAUGUGGACCCAGUGGACGCUUUCGCUCGGACCCCCCUGUCGUGGGCCGCAGAAGAAGGGCAUUCUGACGUGAUUAAAGCUCUUAUCGAGAAGGGCGCCGAUGUGGAUCUCGGUGAUGAGGAGGAUAUGACACCCCUUUCAUUUGCAGCUUCCUGGGGACAUGACACCGUCGUCGCUAUCCUGCUAGACGCGGGGGCAGAUCCUGAUGUGGAAGACCAAAACGGCGAUACCGCAAUAUCGCUCGCAGCGGACGCAGAAGAGUUCUCAACAGUGACUUUACUAUUAGAGAGGGGUGCUCUGCCAGAUGGACAUUGCGAUACGUCGCCGUUACAGUGCGCCACAGCUGCUAGCAACACGGCACUGGUCAAGUUAUUGCUUGCGAAAGGUGCGGAUCCGUAUUCUGAUGCAUAUAGCAUUAGUGAGCAUCCCCCCUUGGUCGUUGCAGCAGAAAGGGGCCACGAGGUGAUCAUGAAGCUGCUGUUAGAAUGCGACAUCGGAUCGUAUAAAACCAAAAAGGAGCAUUUUCGAAGAGCUUUGACGGAAGCUUCUUCACAAGGCCAUGUUGGAGUUGUACGCAUGUUGCUCGAUCAGAACCCUUUUGAUGGGAUUGAAAACGUCAACUUAGAAUCAGAUGCGCUCUAUUGCGCUGAGUCUGAGAGUUUCGACGAAAUUGCGCGUCUCUUACGGCCUCAUUUUGAGACUAAGCAUUCCGCCUUUGAGUCAUGCGAGUAA